Angiostrongylus costaricensis is the source of this 1098-nucleotide messenger RNA. Lineage: Eukaryota; Metazoa; Nematoda; Chromadorea; Rhabditida; Metastrongylidae. The record is from the annotation of a GenBank genome assembly.
AUGCGAGUGAUCGACAAGAACCCUUUCCGUAAGUAUCGAGGGAAGUGUGAGUGGGUCCCAUUUGGCAACAAAACAUUAGGUGGCUGGCAUCUACGGUUACGACGAGCAGCCGGCAUUACGUCGUUUUACUCGCUACAGCCAUUCGAUGAUGGAAACAUCGACAUCGGCGCCAGCGCCACAGCCUUCACUGCCACCGCCGCUAUCGCCGUCACCACCGACGUCAACGACGUUCUCGAAAAGUUAUGGAACAGCUGUCCGGAUCUCGAAAUGGCCACUGCUUUGCCGUCGUCGUCCGACAACCGGGGUCAACGACGGCGAAAUCGACGGGCUAAGGAGAAGAUGAAGGAGGCGUGUUGGAGAAGGAAACCGCUUGAGACAAACGCAUUCUUGCUACAGGAAUGGGCCCUUGACGACGUGCUGCUUUGGCUUCAAGCAUGUAAUCUGGACGAUGUGGCUUCGUUAUUCAUUGGCUACGAUCUCAGAGGGACAGACCUACUGUCGUGGGACCAUCAUUGUCUCUGUAAGUUUGUUGGAAUGGUUCUCAUUACUACUUCUGACGACGCAGGAACGACUCAUCUCGGUGUAACAAGUGCGUCUAUUCGUGAGAAAAUUCUCGACGAGUUGGCGACAAUUCGAGAACGAGGUCCAGAUGACAUGAGAGAAACUGAGAAGAGGACCGGGCAUCGAGCAUUGUUCGACAUAGUUAAGCAAAGCUCCUAUGAUCAGGUGUUAGCCGUGGAAACUCCGUUGACCACUUGUGACAUUAUCGUCACUCACGGGAGACUCGGUUAUCUCCAGAUCACAAAAGUAAACGGGGUGAAUCUUCCUCUGAGAGAAAAUGACUGUCUUCUUGAGAUCAAUGAUUGUCCUGGUGAACAAUUCAAAUCGGCGUUGAUGUUGACGAAAUUGAUCAGUGAUGCGAACGGUGUUCCGAUUCGUUUCGUUGUACUUCGUAUGAAGGCUGUCGAUCGGGUAGAGAAUGGCUCGGUAUUCUUGGGAUUUUCACGAAAUGGAAUGCACACAGAGCGCCGUAUUGGCGAUGGGUUCGCGAAUGAGGUGGACGUAGAACAUGUCCACAUAGACAAGGUACACAAGUAG